AUGCAAGGAUGCUGGCAAUUUGCUCGCUGGCUGCGCAGGGUGUCAUGCAGUCAGACUGCGAGCCUUUCCUCUCGCGGCGGCUUUGGCCUGCCUAGAAGCACGCGAUUUUUCUCGACUUCCGCGGCGUGGAACGCUAGAGCAAAACCCUCUUCCAGCUCCCCAGAUACCGAUCUUGAAAAGCGGAUCGCUGCGAUCCCCCUCGAACGGUACCGCAACUUCUGUAUUGUUGCCCACGUGGAUCAUGGAAAAAGUACACUUUCCGACCGAUUGCUGGAACUUACGGGCACCAUCAAACCCGGCAUGAAUAAACAGGUGCUUGACAAGCUGGAUGUGGAGCGUGAGCGUGGAAUCACGGUUAAGGCACAGACGUGCACUAUGAUAUACAACCACCAAGGCGAGGACUACUUAUUGCAUCUGGUUGAUACCCCGGGCCAUGUGGAUUUCCGCGCGGAGGUGUCGCGCAGUUAUGCCAGCUGCGGCGGUGCCUUGCUUCUCGUCGAUGCUAGUCAAGGUGUCCAGGCUCAGACGGUUGCCAAUUUCUACCUGGCUUUUGCGCAGGGACUCGAGUUGAUUCCGGUCAUCAACAAGGUGGACUUGCCGUCAGCUGACCCGGAGCGGGCUCUGGAGCAGAUGAAGAACUCAUUUGAGCUGGAUACCGAGAAUGCUGUGCAGGUAUCUGCAAAGACGGGUCUCAAUGUCGAAGCAGUUUUGCCCAAGGUGAUUGAGAAAGUGCCAGCUCCGGUCGGUGAUAGCAAAAAGCCCCUUCGAAUGCUCCUCGUGGACUCCUGGUACGACUCAUACAGAGGUGUCAUUUUGCUGGUACGAAUUUUCGACGUUGAAGUUCGUCCGGGUCAGCAAUUGGUCUCUCUCGUCACGGGUCUGAAAUACUAUGUCGGUGAAGUUGGUAUCAUGUACCCUCUCGAGACACCUCAGACUGUGCUUCGAGCGGGUCAAGUGGGCUAUAUCUACUUCAAUCCUGGUAUGAAGCGUAGUCAGGAGGCUAAGAUUGGCGACACAUAUACUCGGGUUGGGGGUGAGAAGCAGGUCGAGCUGUUGCCCGGCUUUGAGGAGCCCAAAUCGAUGGUCUUCGUGGCGGUCUAUCCCAUGAAUGCGGACCACUUUGAACAUCUGGAAGACAGCAUCAACCAGCUGAUUCUCAAUGAUCGCAGUAUCACCAUGCAAAAGGAGUCAUCGGAGGCGCUGGGUGCGGGCUUUCGCAUGGGCUUCUUGGGCACUCUUCAUUGUUCUGUUUUCGAGGAUCGUCUCCGCCAGGAACACGGCGCCAGCAUCAUUAUCACUCCCCCCUCGGUCCCCGUCAAAGUGGUGUGGAAGGAUGGCACCGAAGAUAUUAUCACCAACCCUGCUAAAUUCCCCGACGACGAUAGCGUUCGUUUGAAGGUUGCCGAAGUACAGGAGCCAUACGUUCUGGCCACCAUCACGUUCCCGGACGAGUAUCUCGGCAAAGUGAUCGAACUCUGCGAAGCCAACCGGGGCGAGCAACAGAGCAUUGAGUACUUCACUUCUAGCCAAGUGAUUCUCAAAUAUGAACUGCCAUUGGCUCACCUGGUGGAUGACUUUUUCGGUAAACUGAAAGGCAACACGAAGGGCUAUGCUAGUCUGGACUAUGAGGAGUCCGCCUGGCGUGCGGGCAAUAUUGCCAAGCUGCAGCUUUUGGUCAACAAAGUCCCCGUUGACGCCGUUGCUCGAAUUAUGCAUAUGAGUCAGGUGCAAUACCAGGGUCGACAGUGGGUCACCAAGUUCAAGCAGCACGUGGACCGACAACUCUUUGAGAUUGUGAUUCAAGCCGCUGUAGGCAAGAAGAUCGUGGCCCGUGAGACCAUCAAGCCUUAUCGCAAGGACGUGUUGGCCAAAUUACAUGCCAGUGAUGUGAGUCGUCGACGCAAACUUUUGGAGAAGCAAAAGGAGGGCCGCAAGAGGCUUCGUGCGGUUGGAAAUGUUGUGAUCGAGCACAAGGCUUUCCAGGCUUUCUUGGCCAAGUGA
Molecule: messenger RNA, 2001 nt
Organism: Penicillium oxalicum
Lineage: Eukaryota; Fungi; Ascomycota; Eurotiomycetes; Eurotiales; Aspergillaceae
Product: GTPase GUF1
Exons: 2
Coding region: 1-2001 (666 amino acids)
Biological process (GO): positive regulation of translation
Cellular component (GO): mitochondrion
Molecular function (GO): mitochondrial ribosome binding; GTP binding; GTPase activity
Source: RefSeq, a predicted model, not a curated record